UUGCAGAGUCCCUAGCUCCUCCCCACCGGAGCCAUGUUUUCAUACGAUUCCCUCCCACCACCCAAAUCUUUCUUAACAGCCGCCGCAUCCUUCACUGCCUCAGCCCUCCUCUUCAGAACCAUCGCCUCCGAUCUCAUUCCAACCGAGUACAUCAAAUCCCUCUUCAAACGCUUCUCCACCCAACUCACCGUCGUCAUCGAGGAAUUCGAUGGCCUCACCCCCAACCAACUCUUCGAAGCUGCCAACACUUAUUUGGGCACCAAGUUAUCUCCCUCCACACACCGAAUCAAAGCCAAUAAAGCUGAAAAAGACGACGAACUCACAGUCACAGUCGAUCGCAACCAACCCAUAAUCGAUGUCUUCCAAAACGUGAAAUGCACCUGGGUUUUGCACACCGAAGUGAUCGAGGUCGAUCACAACUCGAAUUCUCGGUCUGAACUUAAGUUCUUUGAAUUAAAUUUUCACAAGAAGCAUAAGGAAACAGUGUUGAAGAAUUACCUGCCUUAUGUACUGAAAAAAGCUAUGGAGAUCAAGGAUGCGAAGAAAGCAGUGAAGUUGCAUACGGUGGACUAUUACAGCGGAACCGAUUACUGGAGCCCGGUGGUUCUGAACCACCCGGCGACAUUCGAAUCCAUGGCUAUGGAUCUAGACAAGAAGGUAGAGCUUAUGGAGGAUCUUGAUAUGUUCGUAAGGAGGAAAGAGUAUUACAGAAGGGUGGGGAGGGCUUGGAAACGAGGGUAUUUGUUUUACGGACCACCUGGAACUGGAAAAUCAAGUUUAAUUGCAGCCAUGGCUAACUAUCUCAAGUUCGAUGUCUAUGAUUUGGAUUUAAAGGAGGUGCGAGGCAAUUCCGAUCUAAGGAAAAUGCUGGUUGGCACAAAGAAUCGAUCUAUCAUUGUGAUCGAGGACAUUGAUGCCUGCGGUGUAGGAUUGCCGAGUCGAGAAACAGAGAACGAUGUUUCAAAUUCAAAUGAGGAAGAUGAUAAGAUAAGUUUAUCAGGGCUGCUGAAUUUUGUGGAUGGAUUGUGGUCCAGUUGUGGGGAUGAGCGGAUCAUCGUGUUCACGACGAAUCACAAGGAGCGAUUGGAUGCGGCAUUGUUGAGGCCAGGUCGGAUGGAUGUGCAGGUGGAGAUGUCGUACUGUAGUUAUGGUGGGUUCAAGGUGCUUGCGUCUACUUAUUUGCAGGUUAAAGAGGAUGAAAAGAUGGAAGUGUUUGGAGAGAUUGAAGGGCUGUUGAAGAAGGUUGAAGUGACGCCUGCUGAGAUUGCAGGAGAGUUGAUGAAGAAGAGUGAUGACGUGGAGAUAGUGCUUGGGAAUCUGAUUCGCUGGCUUCAGCUGAAGGAAGCAGAGCAUAAAGAUUGAAAUCAUAAUUAAGCUUAUGGAGUUAUGGUUACAUGUUGGGUGAUCCCUUUGUUUAGUGUAUAUUUCGGCUAUUUGCGUAUAUCUGGGGGUUCAUUUUUGUAUUUAUUUACAAGGAUAAGACAAAAUUGCAAAAAUGGUAUGCAUCUUUUUUUUUCGGGUUUUGGUCCAAACAUUGACUUUUUUGGAUUGACAGUCC
This is a messenger RNA of Lactuca virosa, 1558 nucleotides long. The record is from the annotation of a GenBank genome assembly. Lineage: Eukaryota; Viridiplantae; Streptophyta; Magnoliopsida; Asterales; Asteraceae.